AUGGUAUGCCGCAGCUCACUCACGGCACCCGAGGCUGUCUUCCCAAUUCCGCUGACCUCACCCCUCCGCCAGGUCCUGUUUAAGCGCAAGCCGGUGCAGUUCCUGCCCGUGCCCGAGAUCGAAGAUGAAAACCAAGAGGUCUGGCAUAUCCCCCAGACCGGUGAGAUCUUCCUCUCGUAUGAGGACUACCUGGAUAGAAUGGACUUCUAUAAGCAGAAACGCUUUAUAUGCACCAUCACCGGUCACUCGGGCCUGACAUUCUUCGAUGCGCUAGAGAGCGAGCUUGCUGGCGCCGUCGAGGUAGAACAGGCUUUCCCCGAGGCCCUCAAGGGCCCCAUCCUCCGACGCGUCCAGUUCCAGACAGUGUCGCGCAUCGACACGCUGGUCGACCAGAUCUACGACGAGUUCAAAAACGACUACUACCCUGGCGAGGCCGUCACGGUGCACAUCCUGGGCGGGGAGAGGUUGCAAGGCGUAGUGAGGGAUAAGACGCGCUUCGGCAGCAAGGUCCUCCCUGAUGGCACUCUCACACCGCCCUUCUCGCGCUACUUUGUCAGCCUGGACGAGCGCCCGGAUGAGGAGGCCGUGGUAGACGACUCGCACAUCUUCCGGGACCGCAAAGUGUUUACCAAGGCGGUACUGCGCUCGUUCAUCAAAAAGACGGUGACCAGGGAAGCCUGGAAUGGCGCGCCGUGGCUGGUCAAGCAGGAUGUGGCCGAGAAGUACCAUAUUGACACUCGCAUCCCGCCUCAUCUGCGCUACGACAAUAAGCUCCUUGAACGGAAACAAAUGCAGCUCCAAAAGAAGGCGUCACAAUCCGACUUGACCCAGCAACCCUCGGGCUCCAUCAGCCCUACCGGGCUCAGGUUGCCGGAGCUGAAGCCUGCGCCCAAAAGCCACAAGUCCAAGGCGCAACAAGCCCUCCAGGCGCAGCAACAUGCGAUCAAGGGCAAAAAUAGCACCUUUGGGGGGCAUGAGCCUGGCUCGUUCGUGCACCUUCCGCUACCCGGCAACCCUUUCCAGUUUCCCGUGUCCUUGCGUGGCCAGGUGCCGCCGCCGAUCGUCAAGCCGCCCGAGCCAACACCUCCGCCGCCUCCUCCAAAGUAUCCCAUCGAAGACUUGCAGGUGGAGCCUCGGGGUCUUGUUCGACCCCAGCUCCGGUAUAUGUGCACUGACACGCCAGUCGAUGUGGCGCCCGACGCCAAGUCACCCUUCAGCGAGAAGAUCCUGAUGAAGUCGGUAGGCCCGCUGCUGGAGACGUGGGAUACACUGAACGUCUACUGUGAGAUCUUCAAGCUCGACUCGUUCACCUUCGACGACUAUGUAGAAGCCAUGCUGGUCGCGUCCGCCGAUACGCCUGUUCAGCUUUUUGACGAGAUCCACUGUGCAGUCCUCAAGAUCCUGGUCACCUCGGAGGCAGAGGGUGGUAAGGUUCAGAUUCAGCUGCCAGAACUGGAAGAGGAGGAGGAAGAGGCGGAAGAUGAGGUAGAGGAGGAGAGCAUGGUGCCGACGCCCGAACCAGAACCGCAACCUUCGGGCCGCGCCACUAGAAGGAGCUUGGCCAAGGCGGAAGCAGAGAGGCUCGCGGCAGAGGCGGCGGCGGCGGAGAAGGAGAUGCAGCAGACAGAGGAGGCGCCGAAGCACCGCGCCGAGGAACUGCUGCGGAGCUACGACUGGAUCGAACAUCUCGCCAAACGCGAUUUCAAGGAAGGAGGCUGGGAGAUGAUCAUGGUUGGGCUGCUGCACCAGCUGUCCAAGAAUGAGCGGCUAAAGGCCAGCUGCGAAGAGCUUCUACAACAGCUGGUUCCGAGCGACAUCGAGCCGAGCCAGGAGACGGUGCGUCAAAGAUACUCUGCCUUCGACGUCAACUAUCGCGUGCAGGCGCUGCAGAUCAUUUGCAUGCUCACGUCCGAGACCCGGGCGAUCCGCGGGUACAUGGAGGACUGCAGCGAAACCAUGACGGCGUACCGGAAGGAGAAGAUUGAGUGGCAGAGGAAGAGGAAACAAUUAAUCGAGGAGCUCAAGAGCCUCAACGACCAGCGCAAGAUCCUUCUGCCGGACAAUCUUCCUCCGAGCCCGCCUAUGGAACCUGUCAAGACCAAUGGUGAUGUCAAGAUGUCGGAUGUGGAAGAUCUGCCGGCGAACACGUCGGAUGAGGUUCAGGACUCCGAUGAUGAUGGACCACCAAGAAAACUACGGCGUGCCACGGACCGCGCCGCCGAGCGCAAGCGUAAGGCCGAAAAGGAGCAGGAACGGAAGGAAAAGGCCGAGGCGGCCGGCAAGGUGCCGAAGCAGUCCAAGCAGUUCCAGCGUGUGCUCAGGGACAUUCAGAAGAAGGAGGACGAGAUUGCCGAGUGCGAGCGCGAGAUUGCCGUCAUCGACAACGACCUCCGCGAGGCCGACUGUCCCCGCACGCGCGUUCUCGGCAAGGACCGUUUCUGGAACCGAUACUACUGGUUCGAGCGCAACGGCAUGCCCUACGGCGGUCUCCCUGACAGCUCCACUGCGUCAGCCGGCUACGCCAACGGGUGCAUCUGGGUGCAGGGGCCGGACGAGCUCGAGCGCGUGGGCUACAUCGACAUGAUUCCCGAGUACCAGGACGAGUACAAGGCCAAGUUCGACAUGACGGUGCCGGAGCGCAAGAAGCUCGAGGAGGGCGCCACGAGCGUGUUCAACGCCUGCCAAUGGGGCUACUACGACGACCCAGCGAGCGUCGACGCCUUGCUCGGCUGGCUCGAUCCGCGCGGGUUCAACGAGCUCAAGCUGCGCAAGGAACUUGUCAAUUACCGCGACAAGAUUGUCAAGAACAUGGAGAACCGCAAGGCUUAUCUCGCUCCUCCGUCCGGAAUAACCACUAAGGAAAACGGCGAAGACCCCGCCACCGCUACCUCCUCUGGGGCGGCUGCUGCUGUUGUUGCUGCGGCUUCAACAACAACUACCGGAGGCAACAAGCGGAUGAGCACACGCGGCCGAGGCGUCACGACCAUUGCCGGGCCUCCCCUUUCCGCGCCUCCUCCUCCAGAGUUGGAGCCGAAGUCGAAACCGGCGCCGGUCACGUAUCGGUGCAUGAACUGGCAGAACACCAUGGCGCUCGAGGAUAUCGGGCAUUUGCACAGCCAGGAACCGCCGUUGGCCAGGUCGAGGAAGAUGACCAAGAAGAAGCAGGAGGCUGCUGUUGUCGCUGCGGCGGCGGCGGCGGCGAAAGAGGUGGUGGAGCCUGAAAUGAUUGUCACGAGAGGGAAGAAGGGGAGGCAGAGUGCUGGUGGAAGGUGA
Parathielavia appendiculata is the source of this 3273-nucleotide messenger RNA. RefSeq names its product glycosyltransferase family 57 protein. NCBI's taxonomy places the organism in Eukaryota, Fungi, Ascomycota, Sordariomycetes, Sordariales, Chaetomiaceae. The record is from RefSeq and is a predicted model, not a curated record. Gene Ontology annotation, biological process: subtelomeric heterochromatin formation. The transcript is spliced from 6 exons. Gene Ontology annotation, cellular component: nucleus. The coding region runs from base 1 to 3273 and encodes 1090 amino acids.